Fonsecaea multimorphosa CBS 102226 is the source of this 951-nucleotide messenger RNA. RefSeq lists its product as uncharacterized. NCBI's taxonomy places the organism in Eukaryota, Fungi, Ascomycota, Eurotiomycetes, Chaetothyriales, Herpotrichiellaceae. The record is from RefSeq and is a predicted model, not a curated record. The transcript has a single exon. Bases 1 to 951 code for a protein of 316 amino acids.
AUGCUUGCCAUAUCUAUGGCUCCGCCUAUGCCACAUCUUCUAUCUCGCCUCGACCCGGCUCAUCCAUUAUCGAUGUUUCCGACAGAGGAUGUCGGGCCUCACCAUCUUCCCUCGCCGGGUAAAAGGCCGAAACUGUCACUAAGGACUUCUGAUCUCGCUCCUUCAUUUCAUAGCUCGACCAGUCGUCAAAAUGGCAUCACUACUGGCGCUACUGCAACGCCGACGACGUUAAACACAUUCAACAAUACAUUCGAUCUUGCCUACAGGCCAUCGCCAGUGACAACUCUACCAUCACCUGGACCCCAUUCGCAAGCGAAAGGGAGCGCACAUCCGACCUCACCAAUUGGGAAAUUUUCUGAACACCCUUAUAUCCUGAAUCUGCCCUUUGGCGUCCAUUCAAUACUGAAGAAUAGUCCACUUCCGCGGGAUAUUCGCCGGCCUUCCGUCAGCGCAAGCCCCCGAGUGGCCGGCCGGCGAGUGUUUUUUCCAGCACCCAAAAAGGUAGCUUUUCGGCCAGAAUUGGAGGAAGAAGUCGUCACAAAGAAUUACAUCAUGCGCCACGCAGACCUGAGUUCAUCCGAUGAGGAAUCCCUUCCUUCCGAGAGUGAGGAGCAAAGUGGAACUUCCACCGACGAGGACAGAGAUGACAGCGACAAUGUCCGAAAAAUCCGCGUGGAUGAAGUCUCGCCGCAUAAGAAAAGGAAGCGGAGGUCUAUCGCAGUGUCUCCUUCGUCUUCGUCUGGACUGGAACAAGCAAGAAUAGAAAGGCCACAAAGCGGGUCAACCACAAGGUCAAAGAGGAAGCGAAGGAGAUGGGAAUGGACAUUAGACUCAUCGAUAUCCAACCCAGCCAAGGCGGAGGGGGUCUCUGAAGAAGUUAGAGAAGAUCCUAGGCCUCCAAUGGAAGAGCCGGGGAGCUCACCAGAUGCCGACCGACGUGGCCCAGGAUAG